AUGCCGCCGCCGGCCACCGCUCUCGGUCGGUACCGCAUUCUCAGUGCCCGAGCGGGCGUGCGUGUGUCGCCACUCUGCCUCGGCGCCAUGUCGAUCGGCGACAAGUGGGGGAGUAUUGGCAUGGGCUCCAUGAACAAGGACAGCAGCUUCAAGCUUCUUGAUGCGUUCUAUGCGGCAGGCGGCAACUUCAUCGACACGGCCAAUGCAUACCAGAACGAGACGUCGGAGAUAUUCAUCGGCGAGUGGAUGGAGUCGCGCGGCAUACGGAAUGAGAUGGUGAUCGCAACCAAGUACACUAACCCGUAUAAGCGAUCGGAUGAUUCGGUCGGCAUCAAGGUCAAUUACGGCGGAAGCAACGUCAAAAGCUUGCACAUCUCCGUCGAGGAGUCGCUCAAUAAGCUGCGCACCUCUUACAUCGACAUCUUGUACGUUCACUUCUGGGACUGGGGAGUCAGCGUCGAGGAGGUCAUGAACUCUCUCCAUAACCUUGUCGUCUCCGGCAAGGUACUCUACCUUGGCAUAUCCGACACGCCGGCGUGGAUCGUUGCGUUGGCUAACCAGUAUGCGCAAGACCAUGGCAAAACUCCCUUCUCAAUCUACCAAGGUCGCUGGAAUGUCUUCACGCGCGACUUCGAACGCGACAUUCUUCCCAUGGCACGCCACCUCGGGCUCGCGCUUGCGCCGUGGGAUGUCCUCGCCGGCGGCAAGAUUCGCACAGAUGCGGAGGAAGAAGCACGUCGCCAGACUGGCGAGAACGGUCGCGCAGUGCGCGGACCUUGGGAGCGCAACGAGCAGGAGAAGAAGAUGGCUAGCGCGCUCGAGAAAGUUGCUGCCGAAAUUGGCGCAAAGAGCAUUCAGGCCGUGGCCAUUGCCUACCUCAUGCAGAAGACUCCGUACGUCUUCCCGAUUGUUGGCGGGCGCAAGGUCGAGCACCUGCACGCCAACAUUGAGGCUCUUGAGAUUGCUCUCACCGCCGAGCAUGUCAAGCAGAUCGAGGACAUCACGCCGUUCGACGUCGGGUUUCCAACGAACUUCAUUGGGCGUGACGACGACGAGAAGGACUUCUUCUUGUUCGCCACUGGAGGUCACACGGACCGGUGGCCCCGACCCGAAGCUAUUCGCCCGGCGAAGGCAUGA
Molecule: messenger RNA, 1137 nt
Organism: Peniophora sp. CBMAI 1063
Lineage: Eukaryota; Fungi; Basidiomycota; Agaricomycetes; Russulales; Peniophoraceae
Source: the annotation of a GenBank genome assembly